Messenger RNA from Perognathus longimembris pacificus (Pacific pocket mouse), 1695 nucleotides. RefSeq names its product post-GPI attachment to proteins 2 (gene Pgap2). The coding region runs from base 7 to 954 and encodes 315 amino acids. Lineage: Eukaryota; Metazoa; Chordata; Mammalia; Rodentia; Heteromyidae. Gene Ontology annotation, biological process: GPI anchor biosynthetic process. Gene Ontology annotation, cellular component: endoplasmic reticulum membrane; Golgi membrane. The record is from RefSeq and is a predicted model, not a curated record. The transcript has 7 exons.
AACAAGAUGUACCAGGUCCCACUGCCGCUAGACCGGGAAGGAACUCUGUUCCGGCUCCGCUUCACCAUGGUUGCCCUGGUCACAGUCUGCUGCCCACUUGUCGCCUUCCUCUUCUGCAUCCUCUGGUCCCUGCUCUUCCACUUCAAGGAGACAACGUCUACACACUGUGGGGCCACUCCCUACAGGAUGUUUUCUGCAGCCUCCCUGCCCUUGGACUCCGAUGGGACCGUGUUCCGGCUCCGCUUCACAACCUUGGUCUUGUGGGUCAUCACUUUCCCCGUGUUUGGCUUCUUCUUCUGCAUCAUCUGGUCCCUGCUGUUCCAUUUUGAAUACACGGUGGCCACUGACUGUGGGGUGCCCAAUUACCUGCCAUCAGUGAGCUCGGCCAUUGGCGGCGAGGUGCCCCAGCGCUACGUGUGGCGCUUCUGCAUUGGCCUGCACUCAGCACCCCGCUUCUUGGCAGCCUUCGCCUACUGGAACCACUACCUCAGCUGCGCUUCCCCGUGUCCUGGCUACCGCCAGCUCUGUCGUCUCAACUUCAUCCUCAACGUCAUCGAGAACCUCGCCCUUCUAGUGCUCACCUACGUCUCCUCCUCCGAGGACUUCACCAUCCACGAAAAUGCUUUCAUUGUGUUCAUCGCAGCAUCCCUCAGUCACAUGCUCCUCACCUGCAUUCUCUGGCGGCUCACCAAGAAGCACACAGUAAGUCAGGAGGAUCGCAAGUCCUACAGCUGGAAACAACGGCUCUUCAUCAUCAACUUUGUCUCCUUCUUCUCGGCACUGGCUGUCUACUUUCGGCAUAACAUGUAUUGUGAGGCUGGAGUGUACACCAUCUUUGCCGUCCUGGAGUACACUGUUGUCCUAACCAACAUGGCAUUCCACAUGACAGCCUGGUGGGACUUCGGGAACAAAGAGCUGCUCGUAACCUCUCAACCUGAGGAAAAAAGAUUCUAACUCCUUCUAUGCUGCUAGGAAGAGCCCUCACCUAGGCACAGAGGCUUUCAAGCAACAUCACCCUUAACUGAGAAGCCCUAAGAAGCUGAGCUGGCACGAAAGCUCCACCAUUUGGUGCUAAACAACAACAAGAGCAACAAAAGUCCUGAGGUUCAUAACCACCAUCUAGUUUUUGGCCUUUUCAUAGAAACUUUUUGAGGUAUGAGACUGCUAAGCAGUGGCUGCUACCUGGAAACCAGUCAUUUCUCUCCAGGUCAUUUGCUUGACUGUGUCUAAUGAGGUACUGUGCACACCCAGGCCUGCGGCCAUAGUGCUCUGCUGAGUGUCCCCACAUGUUCCAGUCCUGACUUCACCUCUUUGAUCUGGUGUGGCUCUAGGGUGUAUACCUUUCCCUGUCAGCCUCUCAUUAUGUCUAUCCCUGUGUAUGAUGGGGGAGGGCGUGCUGUUGAACAUCCAAGGGCUUUGCCAGUGUGGCUCUUAAUAUCUGACGGAGGUGUUCUGUACCUGGAGGAUAACCCAUCCCAGAAAAGAACCCACGCACCGCAUGUAUUUCCCUUUCCUUCUGAAAUCACUGGCUUAUGGAUUCUUCCUCCUCUCCAAAGGGAGAUGAGACAGAGGCAUAGUUCCUAAUGGGUUCCCUGGUGUUUCUCCAUUUUCCCUACAACCUCAGACUGACUCUGAGCUUUUCUGGUUGUACAUUUUAUUGCAAAUAACAAUAAAUUUUUUUUUGCCAACAAUCUA